AUGCUCAGACAUAUUGAUACGCUAUGGGACGCCUUCUUUCCACAACAGCUAUGCUAUCCUCUUCAGCUCAUUGGCGACGCAGAUCAUCCCAUCACAACUCCGAAAGAGCUAGAAAUGGAAUUGCAGAAGCAAUACAAUAUUUUCACGUACCGGUCUGAUUUCGAGGGCAUCUCCACAAACACAGGGUUUGUGGUUCACUCGGAUCAAGGUUGGGGGUGUCUCCUACGGACAUCACAGAUGCUUUUGGCGCACUUCCUUCAUCGGUAUGGACGACCGAGUGACUUCAGUUUGCGCCUAUUCGUAGAUGAAAGCACAGAUGCGGCACCCUUUUCUAUCCACAAUAUGAUCAAAAGCGUUUGGGAUGACAAAACGUUUUGUGCGGAAUAUUGGAGCCCCUCGCAGGCCUGUGAGACAGUGCGAAAAACAAUGGAGAACGCCGUCAAGGGGGGCGCGUUGGGCACUAAAUUCUCAGUGGUAUGCUCGAGCAACGGCUGUCUUUUUUCGGAGGAUGUGGAGCAGCCGUUGAGAGGGGACACGGAGGUGGUGCUUCUGCUCACACCAGUACGCGUAAGCGCGGUGUCGCGGCUUACACAGGAAACCUAUCUGGAGCUGGAGAACCUGAUGUGCCAGCCCGAGUGCCUUGGCGUGGUCGGCGGGGUACCGGGCAGGAGCUACUACUUUUUCGGCCACAACCAGACGCAGAUGGCCUAUCUUGACCCCCACCAGCGCGUGCAGCCUGCCCUGACGUCGCUUUCCUCAGCCAGCACCGUCCCGACUCUGGCGGACGCGCGCAGCGUGCACUGGUCGCGUGUGGACACCUCACUUUUCCUGGCCUUCGCGGUGCGCGACGCCGCUGAGUGGAGCCAUCUCAAGGGGAAGUUAAGCACCAAGUUCCUGCGCAUUGAAGCCCCGAGGGGCACGGGUGUUUAUCGGCCUCAAUCCCAUCACACGUACCGCACAGGAGGGCGUGCGUCGCCGCUGUGCGCUCCCGCACUACUUCUGGCCUCAAGCGCGAAGGCUCGAAGUCAACGAAUACGUCCUUGCAGCUCGGGGACUGAAGAGCCUAAUAACAGAAAACGACUGUCUGAUUCGACGAAUGGAUAUAUAGUUUCCGAUGCGCGAAUCAACCUCACAGGUACUGUGCCAAAGACAGACAAAGAAGUUGAUUUGGACGACACAUGGGACAGAUUAAGUGAGUUAGAGAAAAGCGUAUAA
Molecule: messenger RNA, 1215 nt
Organism: Phytomonas sp. EM1
Lineage: Eukaryota; Euglenozoa; Kinetoplastea; Trypanosomatida; Trypanosomatidae
Source: the annotation of a GenBank genome assembly